AUGCGACCUCUCAUCCGACAUCCGAAUAUAGCACUCGCACUGGCACGAAAUGCUCAAAGGAACAUAUCCAAUAUCCCACCGCCAAAGAGGAAAAGGGAGUUGAACCUUUUAUCUCAAUUUCAACGACCACCUCCUCGUACCCCCCUCAAAGAAGUGGUAGGAGAGUCAUCACAAUCUACCCAAGAUGGCUUUGAAGGAGAUGAAGAUCAGUUCAAGACUAGUUCGACCACUCCUGUGGUGUCAUCAAUUCAGGAAGUUCCAUCAGGUGAUCAAGGAAUGAAAAUCAUUGAUGCAAUUCCAGCUAUGAAGGAUAUUCCACCUUUAGAGGUACACGAGGGUAGACGAACGAGAGAAAUGGUCGUCCAAGGGGUCGGUAUACCUCCUAGACCCAUUCCACCAGGUGAAGAAGAAUGUUGUAUGUCAGGGUGUGUCAAUUGUGUGUAUACGAUCUACGCAGACGACCUGGAAGCAUAUAAGGAAGCUAUCGAACUAGCGAAAGAAAGACUCAAAAAGUCUAAUGUACCGGAGAAAGACUGGCCUGAGGAGAUGAAAGAUCAGAAAAGUGACGGAGAGAUGAAAGAAGAUGUGGUAAGGGAGGUCGAUCCUGUUAUGAGUGCUUUCCUUGCUCUCGAAAAUAAGUUGAAAAGCAAAUAG
Kwoniella botswanensis is the source of this 654-nucleotide messenger RNA. RefSeq lists its product as uncharacterized. The record is from RefSeq and is a predicted model, not a curated record. NCBI's taxonomy places the organism in Eukaryota, Fungi, Basidiomycota, Tremellomycetes, Tremellales, Cryptococcaceae. Bases 1 to 654 code for a protein of 217 amino acids. Gene Ontology annotation, cellular component: mitochondrion. The transcript has 3 exons.